AUGGCUAAGCAGUACUUCGAGAAAAUCUUCAAGGUUGUUCAGCUUGCAAGAGAUCUUUGUUGUCAUUUAAGAACGAAGUGGUGUGGAGCCGGGGAUAUCGCCAAGGACGACAACGACCUCGGGAGAGAGAUCGAAACGGACAAGUGCUGCCGCGAUCACGACAACAACGCGGGUAGCAUUGGGUCUUUUGAAGAAGAGCACGGCAUCAUCAAUUUACAGAUCUUCACAAUGACGAAUUGCCGGGACGACUGCAAGUUCUACAAUUGCUUGGUAAACGUGAGCACACCGACAUCUGAUAUCAUUGGAACAAUCUUCUUCAACGCCCUUGAUGCUCACUGCUAUGCAUACGGGUAUCCUGAAGAAUGCGUUCGGUACAAUGCGUACGUGGCCAUGACCUAA
Molecule: messenger RNA, 399 nt
Organism: Ixodes scapularis (black-legged tick)
Lineage: Eukaryota; Metazoa; Arthropoda; Arachnida; Ixodida; Ixodidae
Product: acidic phospholipase A2 PA4-like
Exons: 3
Coding region: 1-399 (132 amino acids)
Biological process (GO): phospholipid metabolic process; arachidonate secretion
Source: RefSeq, a predicted model, not a curated record